AUGUUUCCCAGACCUCGUAGGACAUAUUGCAAUUUGGAACUUAUCGCACUUCUUUCAAAUGUAUCUGGAGUGCCCGUGAAGUGUACUGUGCAUAUUAGUGGUGUAUUAACCACUCUCCAAGCCAAUAUUGAUUUGGAAAAACCUUUCUACGAAGAACUCGAAAAACAUAUUAAUUCAUUAAAUAGUAAAUAUCAUGAGAAAUUUGUAAUAACAAAGCAGACUUGUGACGAUAUUUCAAAAGCAUUAUUAUUAGAAAGAGGUAAGAAAUCCGAUUUAUCGUUUAUUUUUUGGGCUCGAAAUAAUUUUGUUUUGGUUAGAACCGCCGGAAUAGAGACAGUAUCUUGUGCAAAAAGUAAGAAAUCUGUUUGCGUUUAUGAAGCAUUUUUUACAGUUAUUAGUGAAUGUCAUAUAGCUGUUUCUCAUGGAGGACGUGACAAAACAUUCGGUGAAAUUCAAACACAUUAUUCGUGGGUACCACGUGUUGCUGUUGAUUUGUUUUUAAAACGUUGCAUUGCUUGUCAGAUUCGAAAACCAGUUAAGCAACAACAUGUAGUUAGCAAACCAAUUGUUUCUUUAGGUGUAAUGACACGUUUACAGAUUGAUCUUAUCGAUAUGAGAACACGCCCAGAUGUAAUAAGGUGUAAUGAGGUGGCAUAG
Messenger RNA from Didymodactylos carnosus, 657 nucleotides. Lineage: Eukaryota; Metazoa; Rotifera; Eurotatoria; Philodinida; Philodinidae. The record is from the annotation of a GenBank genome assembly.